Messenger RNA from Parnassius mnemosyne (clouded apollo), 3069 nucleotides. Lineage: Eukaryota; Metazoa; Arthropoda; Insecta; Lepidoptera; Papilionidae. The record is from the annotation of a GenBank genome assembly.
AUGGAAGGACAAAUUAAUAUAUUAAAAGACCUUCAACAAGUAAUUCAAAAAGCCUUUACUAAUUUUAAAAAGUGUCCAAAGGAUAGACUUACAGUAGAAUAUAUACAAACAAGGCUUGAAUUAUUAGAAAAUGAUUGGUCUUCGUUUAAAAAUACUAAAUCUCAACUUUAUGGUCGGUUUAAGUUAGAAGACAUAGGUCAAAAGGUUGUCGAUAUAUAUGACACAACCGAAGAUACUUACAUAUCAUGUAAAUGUUUAAUGAAAUCAACGUUAAAUAGUGUAAGAGAACCGCUACCACAAGACAGUGGAUGUAGUAAUAAUUCUUCUAAGCAAUCUAAUUCAUUUGUAAAGUUGCCCAAGAUAACAAUUCCUACCUUUUCUGGCAAGUACAGUGAAUGGACAUCUUUUCACGAUCUUUUUAUUUCACUUGUACACAAUAAUGCAUCUUUAGAUAAUGUGCAAAAACUGCACUAUCUUAAAAGCCACCUCACUGGUGAAGCCGAACAGUUGAUUAGGCACACACCAAUCACAGAUGCCAAUUACCGCGAAUGUUGGUCUCAGUUAGAAAAGCGUUACGCAAAUAAAAAGUAUUUAACCAGUUGUAUUUUAAAAAGAAUGUUCGGCCAGAAACGCUUACAUGUGGAAUCGGCUAACUCAUUAAAGGAGCUGCUAGAUACCACGAGCGACUGUUUAAAUGCAUUGAAAAAUUUGAAAAUCGAUGUAAGUACAUGGGACGUUAUUGUUAUCCAUAUAGUGACGUUCAAAUUAGAUAAUGAAACACGAAAGCAGUGGGAGUUAAGUGUUUCUAAUGACUCCAGCAACGAGUUGCCCACCUUUGAGCAGUUUCGGAUAUUUAUUGAAAGUCGUUUUCGCGCUUUAGAAUGUAUAGAGCCGAGGAAGGAUGUGGCUCACCAGAUCAAUAAUAGUUCUCACGUUCUUAGUUCGAAAGCAAUGUUGGCCACAAAGUCGUCGAAUAUUCGUUGCGAAUUUUGCUCAGAACUUCACAAGCUCUGUUUUUGUAAGCAAUUUGCAAAACAGUCCAUAGAAAACAGACGAGAGUUCGUAGCAAAAAAUAAAAUAUGUUUUAAUUGUUUAGGCGGAAAUCAUACAGUUUAUGACUGUAAAAAGCAGAAUGUCUGUAGAGUUUGCAAAAAGCGCCACCAUUCCUUGCUGCACCCUAAUAGAGAACCUAACGCUGAGAAUAAAGGCCAAGAUUCUACAGUAAAGUCCACUAUCGACAACGCCAGUUCUUCAAAUAGUGACAAUCAGAUAGUUACAUGCUUAUCUACGGGCAAAGUCUUAAAACCCAGACAGGUUUUAUUAGCCACUGCAUUAAUAAAGGCAGAGUCCAAGAUAGGUGAAUUUCAAACAAUUCGAGCCCUACUUGAUCAAGGAUCACAAGCAUGUUUUAUAACAGAGGCCACUGUCCAAUUUCUUAGGCUUAAGAAAAUUCCAGUCCGAGGUCACGUUUCAGGUUUAGGAGAUAAUAAGUCAACCAUUGCUAAUUAUAUGGUAAAUUUAAUAAUUAAAUCCACUGUUGAUCUUGAUUUUCAACUUCAAAUAAAUGCUUACGUCUUGAGUAAGAUUACAUCAUACUUACCUGAGAGAAGUGUGAAUACCAGUUCAUUGGAUUGGAUUGAUAUCAACGGUCUUUGUUUGGCAGAUCCUUAUUUCAAAACACCUAAUAAAAUAGACAUUCUUUUGGGUGCAGAUGCUUACUGUUGCAUUAUGAAGGAAGGUGUAGUAAAGAGUCCGUCUGGUACUCUAAUAGCGCAGAACACCACCUUAGGGUGGAUCCUUUCCGGUGUAGUCAGUUCAAGCAAUGAGAGUUCAAAACACCACACAAGAAAUUUAAGUGUGCACUGUACACAGUUCAAUGAAGACAAUAUUCUAAAGAAAUUCUGGGAGAUAGAAGAACAAGUUAGUACAAGGAAAUUACUUAACCCAGAAGAGCAAAAAUGUGAAGAAUUUUAUAUGAAAACUACUAAGAGGGAUGAUACAGGCAGAUACAUUGUACGUUUACCAUUUCGAGACGAAGAUCCUGCAUGCAAGGCCGGAAGUUCCCGUGACAUAGCUGAAACAAGAUUCAAAUCGUUAGAAAAAAGAUUAAAUAAGGACACAUAUUUAAAGGAAAAAUAUACAGAGGUAAUUAAUGAAUACUUACAAUUAGGACACAUGAGACCUGUAAAGGAAGAGGAUAAUAAGAAAGAUGAAGCAGUUUACUUACCACACCACGCGGUGAUUAGAAACGAUAAGACCACCACGAAGGUACGUGUAGUUUUCAACGCCUCUGAGAAAAAUAAAAAAGGAGUUUCACUCAAUGACACUUUAAUGGUUGGACCAACGCUGCAAGCAGACUUAAGACACACCAUUCUUAGAUGGAGAGUACACGCUAUUGGUAUUGUGGCGGAUAUAAUCAAAAUGUACCGCCAAGUCAGAAUAGCGGAUGAAGAUGCUGUCUUCCAGAGGAUACUUUGGCGAGAAAGCCCUGAAAAGCCACUUAGGGAUUGUGAGUUGGUAACGGUGACCUUUGGAACAGCUUCUGCACCAUAUCAGGCAGUUAGGUCACUCCAUCAGGUUGCGUACGACGAAGGAGAUAAGUACCUGCUUGCAGCAGAUAGAGUUUUAAACUCUUUUUAUAUGGACGAUUUAAUGAUGGGAAGUAAUAGCGUCGAAGAGGGCGUUGAAAUCUGUAAACAGAUGGUAGCAUUAUUAGGAAAGGGAGGAUUCGCAUUGCAGAAGUGGAACAGUAACAAUCGGCAACUAUUAGAUAGAAUAAGUUCAAUAUAUACAAAUGAAGUAGUACAGCAAACAGGUCAAAUAAAAAUUAAAAAUGAGAACACUGAAAAUAAGGACAAAGAGGACAUAGGAGUUAAGGAAAAGGAAAUAGAUAAUAAGGAAAUAGAAAUUAAGCUAGAUAGUACAAUAAAAAUUUUGGGACUUACCUGGAACCGCCACGAAGAUGGCUUUCAGUACUCGGUAAAUCUUCCACCGCUGACGACAGCACCUGUAACAAAAAGACUAAUAAUAUCAGAUAUAGCUCGUUUGUUCGACCCAUUGGGAUGGUAA